CACAUAGAAAAAAAAAGGCAUGAUGUGGCAGUGGAAAGGAAGAAAGAAAAAGCUAAAAGACAGAAUAAGAACUUCCACGGUGAUAUACAAAACAGUCGCCAUGAAAUAUGGGUGUCACGAAAUGGUGUUAUCAAGUCAGAAGAAACAACUAUUGAUGAUAAUUUUAGAGAUGACGUGGACCUUACAAAAUUGUCACCUGUAGAGUUGAACAAGAGGUUUGUUCUCAGCUUUCUACAUGUCCAUGGCAAGCUGUUUACUAAGAUUGGAAUGGAGAAAUUCCCUGAAGUGGCUCAUAGUAUGUUAGAUGAAUUUCAGACAUUAUUACAACAUUGUCCAUCACCAUUGGGUAAUACUAGACUUUUACAAUUGAUGGCUAUUAAUAUGUUUGCUAUACGUAAUACCGCACUCAGAGAUCCUGCAUCAGAUUGUGUUAGAUCUUUCAUCCAGGAACAAGCUAUUCAGCUGGGCUUAGAUAUGUUUGGUCUUGUAGUAUCCAGAUGUGUUGAGCUACUCAAAGAGAAUGACAGCAGUUUUGAUAAUAAGAAUGGCCUUCAUUCUGAUGAUCUUCAUGAAUAUUUACCAAGUAUUAAGAUAUGGACAGAUUGGAUGGUAUGUCAUCCGCAGUUGUGGAACCCACCACCCGACUGCUGUGCCCCUGAACACAGUAUAUCUGUAGAUGUAUGGCUCUCACUGGCAGAGUUUGCCAAUUUAUUAAAAGCUGUUGAUAUAUCCAAAGUUACGAUCAUUCAAGAAUUUAAAGAAGGUUAUGACAGUGUUGUAGUGCCAGAGGAUGUUAUGAUGUCGGGAUUUGUACCUCUACUCAGUUUAUCAGUAGAACCACAUUACAUUGAUAAACAAACAGACAUGCAAUUGGCUGAGGACUGUGUGCGCAUAUCACAAUUAUUGUUAUUUUGUGAAUAUUUAUGUGGCGUGGAUAAUCCCUUAUUAGCGUACAGUGUUGAGAAACAUUGUUACAUUUCAAUAGGACCAACUAGAGCACAGAGUGAGAAAGUUGACAAUGAGAAAGACUUGAUUAAUAGACUAUCACAGGAAGAUGACGAUGAUGUAAUAAUAGAGAGUAGUGGAGAUGAAGGCAACCUAGAGAAUACAGAUGCUACUAAUAUUGGCAGAUUGAGAGCACAAAAAGACGCAUUAACAAAAAGAGUAAAAGAAGUACAGAGGAGAGAACAACAUAUUAAGGCAGUUGUUGAUAGACACAGUAGUGCCAGACCAAUUGAACUCGAGGUCCAUCCUGUACAUCUUGUUCCAGAUACCAAUUGUUUUAUUGAUCACUUGAAAGGAAUCAAAUCAAUUGUUGCUUGUACACUUUAUACAUUAGAAGUCCCAUUAGUUGUCAUCAAUGAACUUGAUGGUUUAGCCAAGGGUAGUAGAGAAGGACAGUUUGCUGAUUCUAUGCAUGCACAGCGAGUACAAGAAGCAGCAAAUGCUGCGGUCUCUUUCUUGGAAGAUGAGUUUGAAAGGUAUAACAACAGAAUGAGAGCAGUGACAAGUAGAGGUUCCGUACUUGACACCAUUGCAUUCAGAAGCGAAGAUCCACAAGGUCAAUUGGGUAACAAUGAUGACAUCAUUUUGUCAUGUUGUUUAUUUUAUUGUGAUGAUAAAGCGAGAUCAUUUAUGCCACAUAACAAAGAUGACCCAAUCAAACUACACAGAGAGGUGGUGCUCCUGACAGAUGAUCGCAAUCUUAGAGUGAAAGCACAUACACGUAAUGUACCCACUAAGACAGUCCCUAACUUCCUUCAAUGGGCAGACUUAGUGAAGCGCUGAAAGCCGAUGCUCACCUGUGUUGCAUGGGUAUUACACAAAGCUAAUAGCGACCAAGAUGAGAUUCCUGAUCUCAAGAGCUAUGAGAGGAAAAGAGACACAAGCGAAGCGAUGGAUUAUUUAAGCAUGAUGUUCCUAUCUCUAAUAAUAUUUUCAUCAAUUUUUUUUCUCAUUGUUUGAAAUAGCAAUAUACUUUUCUGCUGCCUAGAAAAAUGUAAUUUGUUCUAAUAAGUGGAGAUAGUUUUGAGUAAAUCAAUUUGUUUUUAAACUUUUCUUGAAGAAGAUAUGAAUUUCCAGUUCACUUUAAUGACAGUCAUCUAACUAGUCUAGGUUUAUGUGCACCCAAGAAUUAACAUCUGUACAAGUAGGUAUCUUUGGUAAUUUAGGUUAGCCAAGGAAAAAAAUCUGCUUCUCAUGUAAUUUACAUUUUUUUUAAAAUCUUUUUUAAUGACUUUGGGAAAGACAUUGGAUGCAACUAACACAAAACAAACACUGUAAUUUUGAUCAGGAUGAGAAAUUUUCACUGCAAAUUACACUUGAACCACUUGUCGACAACUUGUGCCUGCAAAAUUGUAUGUAUUUUGGCAGAUAUGACAAAACCAUUUUUUCCCCCUUGCCUUAUAGUAGUCAUUGUGUUUCAUUCUUUCUGAUCUAUACCAUGGCAUCAAGGGAAUAAUUAAAAUAAAUAGUAUUAUUAUACAUCUGUCAUUGUAACGCCAUAAUUACAGCGUGUCGUAAUUUUGCGGGGUAUUUUCAUCCUACCAUACAAGGAAAUGUGAAUUCCAAAUAUGGAAUGAUUAUGCGCGUAAGCGUCCUCUAAUAAUAAAAACAAAUAUGAUUGACCGGACUCUGUUCUAAACAUUUUGGGUUUCGGCAUUCCCAUGGUGUAUCAUUGGAAGGAAAGAUGUAUAAUAACAAUGUUAUUAUGAGGAUAUCUCAAAGUAUACACGAAGACUGUACAGCUGGAGUAUCAACCAACGUGCAGCAGAGGUCGAUGCAUGACGUACUGUCUGAGUGCAUACUUUGAGGUAUCUUCGUAAUAACCUUAUAUCAUUAGCAUUCACUGUUAAACUACACAAUUAUACGGUACAUCUGCCUAGCACAGAGUAUAAAUGUAUGUGCAUUUGAAUGAUGUAUGUACCUUACAAAUGAAAGAAGCAUGGUGAGCUUGCAAGAAUGCUUACCAUAACAUGUGACUAAACCUGACAUCCAGGUGUUGAAAAGCUCUUGUACUACAUGAUCAGAAUCAAAUGUAAACAAGUUCGGUUGAUGUUUCUGAUCUUAAUAUGUGUAACUUAGUGUAAUCCAAACGGAAAUAUGCAUAAUU
Molecule: messenger RNA, 3112 nt
Organism: Saccoglossus kowalevskii
Lineage: Eukaryota; Metazoa; Hemichordata; Enteropneusta; Harrimaniidae
Product: telomerase-binding protein EST1A-like
Biological process (GO): nuclear-transcribed mRNA catabolic process, nonsense-mediated decay
Cellular component (GO): telomerase holoenzyme complex
Molecular function (GO): protein binding; telomerase RNA binding; telomeric repeat DNA binding
Source: RefSeq, a predicted model, not a curated record